GCAGAGUUACUUUAUUAACACAAAGAGGUUCAUUAUAACACGUUUUAUACGGAAAAUAGUCAAACAAUUUCUGAGUUAUUAAAGUUUAUUUAAAUACUAAAAUCAAUUAGCAAUGAAUACUCGGCUGUGUUACAGGACUACAACAGUGGGCAAUGCAUUGUGGGAAUCGCUGGCUGAGAUGCAUCAGUCGGGCCAACUAUCUGAACGAUUGGCUAAUAAGUGUCUCCACGCGUUUGACGCCAGUGUUGAUAAAGCCUUUGAUUCCUAUACAAAGGGUGGCCGACAACAGCCUGACCUCUCAUUUGUGACACCCCAAGAGGAAAAGGAUAAGGGAAAUGGAGCCAAACUAGCGGCCUAUCGAUUCGCGGAUAACGUGUGGAAUUUGAUCGUAAGAAACGUUGAGUUCAAAGAGGGCAACAAAUCGGUGCUCAAAGUGGAUAAGCUUAAGAUAGUGGCCAUGAAUGGCAAUACCGGCGCUCAAAUCCAAUACGUUAACAAAGGGAGCAAAAAGACCAGGAUUGUGUAAUAUCGUCGCGUUUAUAUAAGUUAUUACAAAAUAUAUUUACUUUAAUUAUAAGAUAUGAGUGAUUAUGAUUUAG
This is a messenger RNA of Oppiella nova, 599 nucleotides long. Lineage: Eukaryota; Metazoa; Arthropoda; Arachnida; Sarcoptiformes; Oppiidae. The record is from the annotation of a GenBank genome assembly.